UUGCUUCAUUUUAAGCACCAUAGGUAAAAUCUGGCAACAUUGCAUGUCGUUUGUUUGUGAUUUGAAAAAACAAAUGAAGAGCGCUUAAAGUGACGCCGGCUCAAAAGUUUCAGGAAUUUCUUUUAUCCAUUUUCAUCGCACUUAUUUAUCAUGGCGGCUGUUGCGAACAAACCCAAAUCGGAAAUGACUCCGGAAGAGCUGGCCAAAAGAGAGGAAGAAGAAUUCAACACUGGACCUCUCUCAGUUCUGACCCAGAGUGUUAAAAACAACACUCAAGUCUUGAUAAACUGCCGUAACAACAAAAAGUUGCUGGGACGUGUCAAAGCAUUUGACCGUCAUUGUAAUAUGGUGUUGGAAAGUGUUAAAGAGAUGUGGACUGAAGUGCCCAGAACAGGAAAAGGAAAAAAAAAGAGCAAGCCAGUAAACAAAGAUCGCUUUAUCUCCAAGAUGUUUCUUCGUGGAGACUCAGUAAUUUUAGUUUUGAGAAAUCCUUUAGCUGGAACACCUGGAGCUAAAUGAAUUAACUGUAUUCCUAUGUAUUCUCAUCUUUUUGUAUGAAUAAACAAAAUUGUAAGAACA
Daphnia carinata is the source of this 579-nucleotide messenger RNA. RefSeq names its product small nuclear ribonucleoprotein Sm D2 (gene SmD2). The record is from RefSeq and is a predicted model, not a curated record. Lineage: Eukaryota; Metazoa; Arthropoda; Branchiopoda; Diplostraca; Daphniidae. The transcript has 3 exons. Gene Ontology annotation, molecular function: RNA binding. Bases 151 to 519 code for a protein of 122 amino acids. Gene Ontology annotation, cellular component: U5 snRNP; catalytic step 2 spliceosome; precatalytic spliceosome. Gene Ontology annotation, biological process: spliceosomal snRNP assembly; RNA splicing.